Molecule: messenger RNA, 303 nt
Organism: Pochonia chlamydosporia 170
Lineage: Eukaryota; Fungi; Ascomycota; Sordariomycetes; Hypocreales; Clavicipitaceae
Exons: 1
Coding region: 1-303 (100 amino acids)
Source: RefSeq, a predicted model, not a curated record
AUGGAUGGACCAAGAACAAAAAAGUCUGGGGAAGGGGAUCGGCCUUGUGCCGGGGUAAGUCAGUCAAGUCAACCAACAUCUUUGCAAACGCCAUGUCGAAGACUGCUUGCUAUCCAUCACUACCUACUAGGUAGGUAUUGGAACUCAGCGCCCAGCCCUCUUUCUCUCUUGGCACGGAACACAGGCACAGUUUCAGCCCGUGUUUACUUGCUCGCUCCCUCGAGCAAUUCUGUGUGUUGCAACGGCACCAAACCCAGUUCGUAUCCCCCCAAGUGCCAUCACCACAGUCACGCUGCACGCUAA